Molecule: messenger RNA, 1485 nt
Organism: Penicillium odoratum
Lineage: Eukaryota; Fungi; Ascomycota; Eurotiomycetes; Eurotiales; Aspergillaceae
Exons: 10
Coding region: 1-1485 (494 amino acids)
Biological process (GO): transmembrane transport; carbohydrate transport
Cellular component (GO): membrane
Molecular function (GO): carbohydrate:proton symporter activity
Source: RefSeq, a predicted model, not a curated record
AUGGCUAAGCUCAACAAUAUGGCCUGGGUGCCCAGAUCAUCCGAAAUGGUGACUGUUCUGCUGAUUUUGGUGUCAAGCAUUACUUCAACGACGAUGGGAUUUGAUUCAUCCAUGAUGAACGCUUUAAAUAGUCUCCCCUCCUACAAAAACUAUUUCCAUCUGACUACUUCAACUCUUUCUCUCAACACAUCUGCCACAUGGGUCGGAGGUGGUAUCGUCAGUCUGUUCUACGGCAAAGUUACAGACUUGAUCGGUCGAAAGAAGGCACUGGCUUUGGCUGCGGUAUUCACCGUUUGCACGGCAGUCUUACAAGCUGCUGCCCAGAAUGUCGGAAUGUUCAUUGCCGCCCGUAUUUUGCUAGGCAUGGGAAUGGGAGCUUCUGCAAUUGCUGGUCCCACAUAUCUUGCUGAAACGCUGUCUUUGAAAUGGAGAGGUCUCGGCUUGGGAAUUUUCUACACAUUUUACUACGUCGGGGGUCUUUUAAGUUCAGCCAUAACUUACAAAACCGCGCAGUAUGACUCCACUUGGGCGUGGCGGCUCCCUUCAGCCUUGCAGGGAGUUUUCAGCUUGAUCAGCCUGGUGAUUAUUCCAUUUGUUCCAGAUUCGCCUCGAUGGUUGAUAUACAAAGAUCGCCGAGAUGAAGCCCUCGAAGUCAUUGCACUUACUACCGCAAACGGGAAUAAGGAGGAUCAAGUUGUACUUGCCCAGUACGAAGAGAUCAUUGAAACCAUGGAGUUUGAAAAGUAUAAUGGUGAGACUGUUUCGCUGCUUACAAUGAUUAAGACAAAGUCCAGCAGACGUAGGAUGAUGCUCGCCCUUUCAGUGGCAGUAUGUGCCAUUCUUUCUGGCAAUAAUAUUGUUUCCUACUAUCUUUCAAUCAUGCUGGACAAUGCCGGUAUCAAGGAUUCGAACACUCAGUUGCAAAUUAAUGUCGUUCUCAACGUCUGGUGUCUAGUGAUUGCUGUUAUUGGCACAUUCCUAAGCGACCGCAUUGGACGCAAACCGUUGGCCAUUAUCAGCACCACCCUUCUCACAAUUUUCCUCUUCUGCGUUGGUGCUUUGACAAAAGUUUACGGAACUUCGAACAACGAGAGUGGUGUUUAUGGGACUGUUGCUGCAAUCUUCCUGUUCCAAGGAGCGUUCAGCUUUGGCUGGACUCCGUUGACUGUUCUCUACCCCCCUGAAGUACUCAACUACGCGAUAAGAGCGAACGGAAUGGGAGUCUAUAACUUAUUGACCAAGGGGUGUGGACUUCUUACAACAUUCGCUUUCCCUUAUGCACUAGACGCUAUAGGAUGGAAAACCUACAUGAUUAACGGCGCAUGGGAUGUUCUUGAGCUCGCCUUUGUUAUAUUUUUCUGGGUGGAGACGAAGGGAAAGACACUUGAAGAGAUAGAUGAGGUGAUGAACGGCCAGGCAAAUGGCAAUGACAUUGGACCUAAGGAUACGAGUGCUUCCUUGAGCCCUGAGGUGUCUAAAGCCUAG